AUGGCCAAAAGAAACGAGACGAGGGUUGAUGAGUUCCUUCUCCUGGGAAUCACAGAUGUUUGGGAGCUGCAGCUGGUGCUCUUUGUGCUGUUCCUCCUGAUCUGUGUCACCUCCUUGGUGGGGAACCUGGGCAUGAUCGUGUUAAUCAGGCUCGACUCUCGCCUCCACACCCCCAUGUACUUCUUCCUCUGCCACCUCUCCCUGGUAGACCUGGGGAAUUCCUCAGCAGUUGCUCCCAAGAUGCUAGUAAGCUUCUUUGAGGAGAGGAAAGCCAUCUCCCUGCCAGGGUGUGCAGCCCAGAUGUACUUCUGUGGGGUCUGCAUCAUCACAGAGUGCUACCUGCUGGCUGCCAUGGCCUACGACCGCUACGUGGCCAUUUGCCACCCCCUGCUCUACGUCACCACCAUGUCACCAAAGGUCUGUGUCCACCUGGCUCUGGGAUCCUACCUGAUGGCUUCUGUGAGUCAACUGGUGCUGGUCAGCAGCGUGUUCAGCUUACCCUUCUGUGGCCCUCACCUCCUCAAUCACUUCUUCUGUGACAUCCCUCCUCUCCUGAAACUCUCCUGCUCCAGCACGACUGCCCACGAACGCCUCCUCUUCACCAUCGCUGCUUUCAUUGCCCUCAACACUUUAGCCUUCAUUGUUGUCUCCUAUGGCUACAUCCUCACCACUGUCCUCAGGAUCCCCUCCUCAGAGGGCAGGCACAGAGCUUUCUCCACCUGUGCCUCACAUCUGACAUCAGUCUCAGUGUUUUAUGGGACCAUGGUCUUCAUGUACCUCAGGCCCACCUCUGCCUACUCCCUGGACCAGGACAAAGGGGUGUCUGUUGUCUACACCAUGGUGAUCCCCAUGCUGAACCCCUUGAUCUACAGCCUGAGGAACAAGGAGGUGAAGGAGGCUUGCAGGAGACUCCGAGGGAAAGUUCUUGUUUCCUUUGGAAUUCAGCCUGUUAAAGGGGGGGUCAUAAACUAUGUGCAAUAA
This is a messenger RNA of Chaetura pelagica (chimney swift), 981 nucleotides long. RefSeq names its product olfactory receptor 1019-like. The transcript has a single exon. Gene Ontology annotation, molecular function: odorant binding; olfactory receptor activity; G protein-coupled receptor activity. Gene Ontology annotation, biological process: sensory perception of smell; G protein-coupled receptor signaling pathway. Gene Ontology annotation, cellular component: membrane. The record is from RefSeq and is a predicted model, not a curated record. Lineage: Eukaryota; Metazoa; Chordata; Aves; Apodiformes; Apodidae. Bases 1 to 981 code for a protein of 326 amino acids.